Neltuma alba is the source of this 1918-nucleotide messenger RNA. RefSeq names its product probable nucleoredoxin 1. The coding region runs from base 57 to 1748 and encodes 563 amino acids. Gene Ontology annotation, molecular function: thioredoxin-disulfide reductase (NADPH) activity. The record is from RefSeq and is a predicted model, not a curated record. Lineage: Eukaryota; Viridiplantae; Streptophyta; Magnoliopsida; Fabales; Fabaceae. The transcript is spliced from 4 exons.
CUCCAAUGUUACUUCCAAUCCGGUGCUGUAAGGUCUGAGGUUUCGAAGUGAGAAAAAUGGCUUGCGUUGAUAAUGUCGCCCACGAUAUUCAAUCUAUACUCUCUUCUUCGGAGAGAAACUAUCUGGUUCGGAACAACGGCGAUCAGGUCAAAAUUGAGAGCUUGAAGGGGAAGAAAGUUGGCUUAUAUUUUUCAGCAUCUUGGUGCGGUCCCUGCAGACGAUUCACCCCUACUUUGGUGGAGUUGUACAAUCAAGUCUCUGCCAAAGGUGAUUUCGAGAUAGUCUUUUUGUCAAUUGAUAAAGACGAAGAUGCCUUCAAAGGUUACUUUUCCAAGAUGCCAUGGCUUGCCAUCCCAUUUUCUGAUUCCGACACACGCAAUCACCUCAAUGGAUUGUUCAAGAUGCGGAGGAUUCCGCUCCUUGUGAUCCUUGAUGAGAAUGGGAAAGUGGCAACGGAGAAUGGAACAGAAAUUGUAAGUGAAUGCGGAGCUGAAGCAUACCCUUUCACGCUAGAAAAGAUCAAAGAGUUGAAAGACCAAGAAGAGGAAGGCAAGAGGAACCAGUCCUUGAGGUCUCUUUUGGUCUUCAAGUCACGUGACUAUGUUAUAUCUUCUGAUGGAAAGCAAGUACCUGUGUCUCAACUUGAAGGGAAGACAGUAGGUCUGUAUUUCUCAUCUUUUUCAUUCAGAGCAUUUGCCGAGCUUACCCCAAAGGUUGUGGAGGUUUAUGAGAAGCUGAAAGGAAAGGGGGAGGACUUUGAGAUUGUGUUCAUAUCCGUCCGUGAUGAUGAAGAAUCAUUCAAACAGGGACUGAAAAGUCUGCCCCUGUUGGCAUUGCCAUUCAAUGACAAGAGCUGUGAGAAGCUUGCUCGUCACUUCGAGCUAUCGAACUUUCCCGCUUUGGUUGUUAUCGGACCAGAUGGAAAAACCCUUCAUUCCAAUGUGGCUGAUGCCAUUGAAAAGCACGGGGCUGCUGCAUACCCUUUUACUCCUGAAAAGUUUGCAGAGCUCUCUGAGAUAGAGAAGGCCAAAGAGGCAGCUCAAACACUUGAGUCUAUUCUGAUUUCUGGGGAUCUAGAUUUUCUCAUAGGGAAAGAUGGAAUCAAGAUUCCAGUGUCAGAUUUAGUGGGGAAGACCAUACUGCUGUACUUCUCAGCUCACUGGUGCCCACCAUGUCGUGCAUUUCUACCAAAGCUUAUUGAAUCAUAUCACAAGAUCAAGGCCAAGCAGGACAGUGCUGUUGAAGUCGUCUUCAUCUCCAGUGACAGAGACCUAGCCUCGUUCAAUGACUUCUUUGCUGGAAUGCCAUGGCUGGCUCUUCCCUUUGGUGACUCCAGGAAGUCAUUCCUGAGCCGCAAAUUCAAGGCGCAAGGCAUCCCCAUGUUGGUGGCAAUCGGACCCGGCGGCCAGAUCCUGACGAAAGAUGCUAGAAAUCUUGUUGCGCUUUAUGGUGCUGAAGCUUAUCCUUUCACUGAGGAAAGGGUGAAAGAACUUGAGGCUACAUCUGAGGAGAUGCCAAAGGGGUGGCCUGAGAAGGUGGCACAGAAGUCUCAUGAGCAUGAACUUGUGUUGACUCGCCGGGGGAUUUAUAUUUGUGAUGGUUGCAACGAGGAGGGUCACGCAUGGUCAUACUGUUGUGACCAGUGUGACUUUGAUCUGCAUCCAAAAUGUGCUUUGGAAGAAGAGAAACCUAAAGAAGAGAACAAGCAAGAGGGGCGGGUUUGUGAUGGGGAAGGAAGUGUGCUCUAAAGCCUGAAGAAAAGUCAAGACUCUCGUUCCUUGCAUUGGAGUUGUCUGAAGGCUUCAUAUUAAGUGUAUUUCAAAAUAUAUCUAAUAAUGUGCUUGCUGUCCAAACAAAAUAAGCAUGUAAAAUAUGGUAUGUUGGAUUUUAAUAUUAUAAUCCCCUUUUUUUUUAUCUA